This is a messenger RNA of Bombus huntii, 4219 nucleotides long. RefSeq names its product mucin-12. The record is from RefSeq and is a predicted model, not a curated record. The transcript is spliced from 11 exons. Bases 213 to 2225 code for a protein of 670 amino acids. NCBI's taxonomy places the organism in Eukaryota, Metazoa, Arthropoda, Insecta, Hymenoptera, Apidae.
GGAUCGAGUCAGUACUGGACAGGCUACCACUGUGUGGUGUCACGUGUGUCGUCUCGAGAGAAUUACUCGACGAUCGAUCCAUUCGACGCGCGAAAUUUCCCGACGAAACGAAAAACGAACAACCGAACGGUGAAACGGUCGCAUUUUAUUACAAAUAUCGGAUUACCCUUUCUCGCGAGAUCUCGUGAGGCAGGGAACUUGAGAAGAACGCAAUGUCAGCUGCAGUGAGGGAGAGAACAACAACGCACACCAGCAGAAAGAUAGUGAGUCAUGGCAGUCCUAUAUCGGGCCACAGUCAGUCGACAACCACGGCCAACAGCCUCGAAAACAACUUAGACGCUCUUCUCGAGGACUUGCAAACAAGUGUCUCAAGAAGUGCCACCCCGAGCCGAGGCGGCAGGGCACUUUCGCCUCAAGUAGAGUAUCGCGUAGCUGCAAAUCCCACCAAGGUGGUUUCCGAAAGCAGAGCCAUCUCGCCCACUAGAACCAUGACCACCACCACCGAAAAAUAUAUAAGCACUGGGCCGAGUGGUGCGCCCAGUGGUAUACCUGAUUUGAACUUGAUCGAUUCGGAAUUGCAAAAUGUACAGCCUGGUCAAAGCAAAACGAUCGCUUAUAAACAGGUGUCGUAUCAAUAUAACAAAAGUGUGGAUGGAAAACCAAUUGACUCGUGGGUAGCAGACAACGCAUUAACCAACACCAGUUCGGCUUUGAUCGAUGAUAUCCGAGAAAGGAGUUACGAAGAAAGCACAAUCCCCCGUGGCUUAGAACCGGUCGGCAAAUCAGUCAACAGAGAACUAGUGUAUAACGAUAGUUCCGUAUCUCGUUCGAAGCAAACUUCGCCUUUACCAACAGGUACUCAGAGGGAUGUGAAAUAUAUUCACGAAUCUUCCAGCUACCAAACAGAACCAGCGCAAAACACGACGGUAACGACUACGGUGCACGCGAGUGCUGCGCAAGAAUAUGGAAACGUCGAGUACGUACCAGUGCCAUCGCCAACAGCAGCGAUACCGAUCAAUCUGGCACCGGGUCCGAACACCAAAGUAACCACCACCAUUAAAACGUACACUUACGAGCUACCAGGACCGCCUGAAACCUAUUUACCAGGUGGCAACGCGCCAGGCACCGUUGUGCUGCCAGGUGAUCAAACUAUCACGUACACGAUACCGAAAGGAACUGGCUCCACGGACAAAACCAUCGCUUAUCAAACCGUGACCGAGAACGUUCCAUCUAGAACACCAGCCAGAUACAGCAGUCCGCCGCCUCCUGUAACAGACGUGACAAAGAAAUCUACCACGAUCCAUCAAGAGUCAAAGUUCUAUCACGAGCAACACCAUGAUAGUCCGGCCAACGUGCAACCAACCACCACAGUCUAUCAUCCUGGUUCACCACCCUUGGCAAAUAAAACAACGAUCACGCGAAAUGAAAAAUACUAUCAGGUGGAUGGAGGUUAUCCAAACGGGCAUACGGUUGGCGAUCGACCACCGGAUCAUCCGGCAACCACGGUCAUCUAUCAGAACCAACCACCGACUAUAAACGAGACUCGCACAACGAUAAAUCGGAUCGAGGAACAUUAUCCUAGUCGACCACCGUCCGCCGGACGACAUCCGACACCCGAUAAACCGGCAACACCGGUUAAUUAUUAUACAUCACCGGCACAGCCCACUUCCCCGCCGCAGUCUACCACAACAAUAUACAAAUAUUCCAACACCACCACGUCGAUACCUCCGAACAAGAAUCCCGAGGACCACGAACUUUUGUUACCUAAACCGUUCCCGACCGAGGCUGUUCAGCUCUAUCCAUCGACCAAGCCGGCUAACAACAACGUGCAAACUCCGCCCAAGAAGUUGGAGGAUCUCAUGGCAUCGUUUUCUGACACAGAGCGCGAGGUCCUAGAAGACAUUGAAAAAAGGGAAAAAGAACAACAGAAGGAGUCGCCAUCGGUGAAAAAGGAGGUUGACUUUGUACCCCAUACACCGCCCAAAGUAAAAAGUAAAAAUGUUGCUGGUCCUCCGGUUUAUUAUCCUCCCGGAGCAGCAGAAUUCACUAAGAAAGAAGAGGCUAGUGCAGCUAUGUCACAGUCUGGCGGUGGAGGAUGGCAAAAGGCUAAGGCGAAAUACGAAUACGAAGCGUCUGGUAAAAGUAAAUCGAAAUCGAGUAGCGGCAAAGCUGUCGUUCCUGUUUGUUUGCCACUUUGUUGCGCCUUGCCAUGUGUAAUUAUGUAAAUUAUAUCGAUAUUAAUAUCAAUAUCAAUAUCAAUAUCAAUAUCAAUAUCAAUAUUAAUACGUAUUAAUCUUGAUUAAGCGACUUAUUAGUCGUGUUUUGAACGAUCGCGCGUCAGAAUCGAUCACUUGUGCCACUUGCGUAGAAUAAUAUUUAGAGAACAACCUUAACGUAAGAAACAGUAAACGAUUUUAAAAAGCUACAAAAUGAUUGCGAAAUGAUUACGAAAUGAUUACGAAAUAAAAUGCAAGCAAAUAUUUGUCUGCUUCUUUGUUUGUCAUAUAUAUAACGAUAAAUAAAUAUACGAUUAAAACUCGAUAUAAUUUUAAUUCGAAGUAGCAAUUGUAAUUGUAAGCUUUCUUAGUUACGCAUAAUCAUACCGACGAAUUAUCGACAUUUUAAAUCUCGCUACAUAUUCUUACCUUAAUCUCUACUUCUACUUUCUCUUAAUGUAAUAAUUUUUCCGAUCAGACGUUAAAGCUACGACAUCUCAUUCAAAUUUCUUCCUUUUCGUUCUUUUUCGUUUCUACGAUACUAACGUUUAAAUUGCUUUAUUACUUCGCGUUAUUACUUCGAUAUUAUAGAGAACGGUGAAUUCUCAUCCUGCUGUAUACAGACUUAGUCACAGAUGCGUGUUCAUACUUCAGCGAUCGAUCUACACGUUAAAAUAUAAUAUAUAAAAAAUAUAAAAUAUAAAAAACGUCUUACUAGCAUUGUGUCUUACGUACCUCAGUUUCGGCGUCGAUGAACGAUCAAAGAAAAUAUUCAAAAUGUCCACCGCGUAUCCCGACUCUCGAUACUGCCUCUCAUCGACACACGCUCUACUGCACCACUUAACAUCGAGUCCCGUACGAUUCUAUACAUCGUUCACUUGCGUUCAAUAUACGAUAGACUUUAAAUGGUCCCGCAAGAAUACAUAAUUUAGAUCAUCAUGAACGAUAAAGGAUGUUCUCGCUGUAAUCAUCCACAACCCGAAAACGAAGGUACGUAGGGCAUACAAGUGUUUAUAGGACGUUCUUUACUCAUUUUAGUAUGUAGAAUCACCCUUUGAAGUACGAACAUGCAUUUAUAAUUCACCCUGUGUAUUACACUGGGUUUUGUUUAGCGUAACAUCAUCCGCUGUAUUCGUAAGAAUAAAAACCUUAUGUGUUUUUCUCUCUCUCUCUCUCUCUCUCUCUCUCUCUCUCUCGUUCCUUAUUACAAAAAUACUCUUUUAUACUCCUUACAAGUUCUACGUUUCAUCAUAUGCAGUACAUUAUAUCUAUGUAUAAAAAUAUAUCAUUAUAUAAACCACGUAAACCAUUUUGCACUUUUAUUAAAAAUUUUAUAAAAUUUUGUAACAUUCGAAAUAGUUUCUUUCGAUAAUUCUUUUCUCAGGAAUCGAACCAGGAAUAUUCAUUAUCUAGAAUCAGAUAGAGAGACUAUUCAUUAGUAUAUAUCCUUUUAUAUCGUUGUAUUAUUAAAGCAAUAUUUUAUGAUUGUCCUUUCACUUUUAUUACUAUCUAUCACGAUGAACAGUUACAUAUUUAUGCGCUUACAGAAUGUUAUCUGUAUAUGGAUUUAAUAUGGAUGAAAAUAUGGAUGAAAAUAUGGAUGAAAAUAUGAAUUUAAAUGCAACAAAUUUCAAAAGGAAUUUAGAUAAAGUUGUUAAGACAAAUAACGUAUAAGACGAUACAUUUUUUUCGUAGUUUAAUAUAAUCUUAAAGUAAAUAAAUAUAAGUGAAAGUCAUAACUAUAUCAUUCUUUUAUCGUGUUUAAAAAAUUCUUGUAAUAGAAUAAUACCGUGAAUUAUGGUGCUAUAAUAAUUUUAGUAAACAAAGACAUGUAAAUGUUAUGCGCUCUCGUUAAAUUUUGAGUUUGUGUAUUAUUAGAAUACAUGGUUACAGAUAUGUUUAAUAUGUUACGAAUAUGUAAAAAUUGUGCCAUGAGACGAUAUAUAGAUGUAAAGUGUGUGUUAAUAGUAGCUUCCGUUUCAAUAAAAUGUCUACUCCACCUA